AUGGGCGUCCUCAGUGCCCUCCAUCGCAAGAAGGACGGACGAGAAACACCAACCGAGACGCCACCGUAUUGUCCAUCUGAGGAUGCUCUGAGCGGCGACAAAGAUGAGGAGUUUGGCCAGCAGCAGCCUAUUCGGACGGGAUGGACGGGGGACGCUCACGCUGGGGCGAACGAAUAUCCGUCGCAAGAGAACUAUAGAACGCUGGGAAGAUGGCGGGCAUGCGUGAUUCUGAUCACUAUUGAGGUUGGAAUUGGAGUGCUCAGUCUGCCAUCUGCGCUGAAAACGCUCGGUCUUAUUCCUGGUAUCAUCGCCAUCUUUGGAUUUGGAGGUUUGACGACGUACUGCGGAUAUAUCAUGGUCCAGUUUUACCGAAGAUAUCCUAUGGUCACGAACCUGGUCGAUUGCGCGCUGUACAUUGGAGGAAAGAAAUUCGAGUACUUCCUCGGUGUUGCAUUCAUCUUCAACUUGGUCCUCAUCUGCGCAUCCGCGAACAUCACGAUGUCGAUCGCUCUGAACACGCUAUCUGGACAUGCGCUCUGCACGGUUGCCUUCAUGGCGUUUCCACAUAUUGCAUGCUGGCUGCUCUGUCUCCCGCGCAAGCUCACCUUCGCCGCCGCUAUGUCUUGGAUCUGUACCAUCUCCAUCGUCGCCGCCGUCCUCAUCGUCAUGAUCGCGCUCGGCGUGGCCGGCCCCAAAUCCCCGCCCGGCUUCGACGUCCACAUUACGCUCGUCGGCAAACCCACCUUCGUCGAGACGGUCAACGCGCUUCUCAACAUCGCCUUCGCCUUCGCGGGCAACCAGUCCUUCAUGAGUGUCAUGGCGGAGAUGCGCGCCCCGGAGAAGGAAUUCCCCCCCGCGCUCUUCAUGCAGAAGUCCUUCGAGAUCGUCGUCUAUGUCGUCGUGGCGUGCGUUAUAUACGGGCUCGCAGGGGAUGCUGUGACUUCGCCUGCGCUGGGCUCCGCGCCCAUCAUCCCUGCGAAGAUCGCAUACGGCAUUCUCAUCCCGUCCGUUCUCGGCACCGGUCUCCUCAUCGGUAUAACCGCCAUAAAAUACAUGUACAUCGCCGUCAUGCGUCAAUUCAAGCCCGACCAAGUCAACGUGCAUAACGCCUUCACAUGGUCCCUCUGGGUUGGAAUCGGCACGUUGUUCUGGGUGGUAACCUUCGUGGUCUCCAACGCGAUCCCCAUUUUCAGCAGCAUUUUGAACAUCAGCUCGGCCAUUUUCAUCUCGUGGUUUACGUUUGGGCUCACGAGCCUGUUCUGGCUGCAUUUAAACUGGAAAGUGCAGUUCUCUACGCCCAGGAAGAAGGCCCUGGCGUGUGUGAACUAUGCGAUUCUGGGGCUGACGCUGUUUCUGAAUGUGGGCGGAUUGUAUACGAGUUUGAAGGCGCUGAUUGAUAUAUUCAAUGACCCUGAUAGCACGCUGAAUGGGCCGUUUACGUGUGCGGAUAAUAGCAUUUUCUAG
Paraphaeosphaeria sporulosa is the source of this 1464-nucleotide messenger RNA. RefSeq lists its product as uncharacterized. Bases 1 to 1464 code for a protein of 487 amino acids. The record is from RefSeq and is a predicted model, not a curated record. The transcript has 2 exons. Gene Ontology annotation, biological process: amino acid transmembrane transport. NCBI's taxonomy places the organism in Eukaryota, Fungi, Ascomycota, Dothideomycetes, Pleosporales, Didymosphaeriaceae. Gene Ontology annotation, molecular function: amino acid transmembrane transporter activity. Gene Ontology annotation, cellular component: vacuolar membrane.